Messenger RNA from Myripristis murdjan (pinecone soldierfish), 2724 nucleotides. It is a transcript of the gene anxa6, whose product is annotated as annexin A6. Gene Ontology annotation, biological process: apoptotic signaling pathway; mitochondrial calcium ion homeostasis; calcium ion transport. The record is from RefSeq and is a predicted model, not a curated record. Gene Ontology annotation, molecular function: calcium ion binding; calcium-dependent phospholipid binding; phosphatidylserine binding. NCBI's taxonomy places the organism in Eukaryota, Metazoa, Chordata, Actinopteri, Holocentriformes, Holocentridae. Gene Ontology annotation, cellular component: nucleus; cytoplasm; vesicle membrane. The transcript has 25 exons. The coding region runs from base 309 to 2312 and encodes 667 amino acids.
CGACCACCACGCAGGGCCGUGUGUUCAAACAGCGUUUUCCUCGCCGUGAGGAGAAUCAGGCUCGCACACACUUGGGACACGCAGCGCGAGCGCCGCAGUCGUUGCGUCACAGCAGAGAAGUAACGGGACGGCCUGUUUGACUGGCGGAGAGGCGCCGGGUUUAGUGGGGACAGAGGACAGCCAGCAGGACCACUCACUCACACACACAGACAGACAGACAGAGGACAGCCAGUUAGGCCUGCUUCAGUUCGCUCCAGAAAGGAUUUAAACUAUUGAUUUCCACACAGCGUUGGUAUAGAAGACCAAAUAUGGUAAUGGGUUUCAGAGGCACAAUAACAGAUGCUCCCGACUUCAAUGCCAGCGCUGAUGCUGAGGCUCUUUACAAUGCUAUGAAAGGCAUUGGAAGUGAUAAAGAGGCCAUCUUGGAUCUGGUCACCUCCAGAAGCAAUGCACAGCGGCAGGAGAUCAUCACAGCUUACAAAUCCAGUUUUGGAAAGGACCUGAUUGAUGAUCUGAAGUAUGAGCUGACGGGCAAAUUUGAGCGUCUCAUUGUCAGUCUGAUGAGAACUCCAGCCUACCAUGACGCCAAAGAAAUUCACGAUGCUAUCAAAGGAGCUGGAACGAAUGAGAGAUGCCUGAUUGAAGUCUUGGCAUCUAGAAACAACCAGCAGACACAUGAGAUGGUGGCAGCAUACAAAGAUGCAUAUGGCAGUGACAUAGAGGAGGACGUAGUUGGGGACACUUCAGGACACUUUAAGAAGAUGCUGGUUGUUUUACUUCAGGGGACCAGAGAUGAGUCAGGAGUGGUGGACGCAGACCUGGUGGAGCAGGAUGCACAAGACCUGUUUGCAGCUGGGGAGGAGCAGUGGGGGACUGAUGAGGCCAAAUUCAUCAUGAUAUUGGGAAGCCGAAGUGUGACCCAUCUCCGGAUGGUUUUUGAUGCAUAUGAGAAGAUUGCAGAGAAGUCCAUCGAGGACAGCAUAAAGAGUGAACUGUCAGGAGACUUUGAGAGGCUGAUGCUGGCUGUUGUCCAGUGCAUAAGAAGUGUUCCCAUGUUCUUUGCCAAGCGCCUUUACAAGUCAAUGAAGGGUCUUGGCACAGCUGACAACACACUGAUCAGGAUCAUGAUCUCUCGCUCUGAGAUAGACAUGUUGGACAUUCGAGAGUGCUUCCGUCUCAGAUAUGAAAAAUCACUCUAUAACAUGAUUAAGGAUGACACCUCAGGGGAUUACAAGAGGACUCUGCUGAAUCUGUGUGGUGGAGAUGAUGACUUAGCUGGAGAGUUCUUCCCUGAAGCUGCUCAGAUAGCCUACAAGAUGUGGGAAUUAAGUGCCAUGACCAAAGUCCAGCUAAGGCCAACCAUCCGCCCUGCAUCCAAUUUUGACCCCGCUGCUGAUGCACAAGCUCUGAGGAAAGCAAUGAAAGGAUUUGGAACAGAUGAAGAUGCCAUCAUUGAAAUUGUUACAAAGAGAAGUAAUGCCCAGAGGCAGGAGAUCAGACAGUCCUUCAAAUCCCUACUGGGAAGGGAUCUGAUGAAGGACUUGAAGUCUGAGCUGUCAAAGAACUUAGAGAGACUGAUCAUCGGGCUCAUGCUGACCCCAGCCGAGUUUGAUGCUAAAAUGAUGCAGAAAGCAAUGGAGGGUGCCGGGACAGACGAACAUGCUCUGAUUGAAAUCCUGGUUACCAGGAGCAAUGAGGAGAUCCUUGCCAUGAACGCUGCCUACCAGGAUGCCUAUAAGAAGUCUUUGGAGGACGCCAUUCAGUCAGACACAUCGGGCCACUUCUGCCGCAUCCUUGUAUCUCUGGUGCAGGGUGCAAGAGAGGAGGGCCCAGCAGAUGUGGAAAGAGCUAAUGCUGAUGCUCAGGAACUUGCAGAUGCAUGCAAUGCUGACUCUGAUGACAUGGAGAUGAAGUUCAUGAGUAUUCUGUGCACCAGGAGCUUCCCUCACCUCAGGAGGGUAUUCCAGGAAUUUGUCAGGUGUACCAAUAAGGACAUUGAACAGAUUAUCAAGAAGGAGAUGUCAGGAGAUGUGAAAAAUUCCUUCUAUGCAAUUGUUCGCAGUGUAAAGAACCAGCCCUCAUAUUUUGCCGACCGUUUGUACAAAGCCAUGAAGGGCCUUGGCACAGAUGACAGAGCGCUGAUCCGCAUCAUGGUUUCCCGUAGUGAGAUUGACCUUUUUAAUAUUCGCAAAGAGUUCAAAGAAACACAUGACGCCUCCCUGCAUGAAUUCAUCCAGGUAGAAACCAUGGUUGGCGACACCUCAGGAGAUUACCGCAAAACACUGCUAGAGAUCUGCGGUGGAGAAGAUUAAAGCUGUCAGAGGUCUGAAGCUUCGCACACACACUUCAGUGACAAACCACGAGACAAAAGUGCAUUAGCGCCUACAAAACGGUGCUGCGGCAGUUACUGUCACUAUCAGUCGUGAACGUCCCAAACUGCUGCCACCCCGCUGCCAAACCAAACCACCUAUGACCUCCUCGCCUUCCAAGCAAAUUCUUUCCUGUCACGUCUGUGUCUUCCUGUCAGUCACAAUAUAUUUUUCUUUCUUUCUUUCCUCCUUUUUUUGUACAGAGUCCUGUGUAGUAUUGGAAAUGUUCAGUUUCAGUGUAGGAAAAUGCUUGAUCACAUGUCUAACAUGCCGGACACUUGAGGAAUGCUUUGAGAUCGUAGUCCGUCCAAUGAUUACUGUGAUUUUGAGGUAUUGUGAAUACCUGAAUUAAGUG